Molecule: messenger RNA, 363 nt
Organism: Cordyceps fumosorosea ARSEF 2679
Lineage: Eukaryota; Fungi; Ascomycota; Sordariomycetes; Hypocreales; Cordycipitaceae
Exons: 1
Coding region: 1-363 (120 amino acids)
Source: RefSeq, a predicted model, not a curated record
AUGUCUGUUCCUGAGAAAAGCGACUGUGCCUACGGCCGUGAGCUCCCAUUUUACGAGUUCGACAACUCCAAAUUCGAAGACCUGAGACUUGAAACAAGAGUAUACGUUCUACAGGUUUACGACACAAUACAGUACUUGAACCCUGGUGGUCAGCGUGGGCUCGAGUACGAAUGGCUGUUGAUGGCUAUGAGCUGUCUUGGUGCAAGCGAACUCGAAUCAAAAAUGCUGAUGGCGCGAAAAAUAUUCUAUUCAUGGACAAGCAGACACAUCUUCGACAAGAGCUCUGGCUUCUCUUGGUCCACCGAGCCAGCGAAGAUUCGCAAAUGGUAUUGGGAAGAUUUCAUGGCGAUCGCGACGAGAUAG